AAAUUUAUUCGCCAAUUUUUCGCUUUCUGACCAAAUUGAAAUGAUAACAGUCGACGCCUGUUGUUGUGGUUGCACCCUCAAACAGGGUUGUCUCUUUUAUGGCUAUUGGGUUAUUAUCGUUGAGAUAAUAACGUGGAUAUUGUGGAUGAUUUUCUUGGACUUUAUUGUCAUAUUCUAUGCGUUGUUUUACGGACUCGUUUAUAUACUUGGCGGUAUAUUCUUGCUGUGUGCUAUCUAUAAGCACAAAAGGAAUUUAAUGAUAGUAUCCAUGUUAAUAACUGCGUUGUAUUGCGUAACACUGGUGGCGACUCUUUUGGGCAUACCUUGGAGUUCAUUUCUGUUCCAUUACAGCAUUCCACUUUUAUUUUCUUCUCGUACAGUAUUCCUACUAUCUGAAAUUCUUUGCAUCGCCACCAGAGCAGCCAGCAAAGCCGGCACCAAAGCCAAGGAUUGAAGAGAUCAGACAAAUUUUUUAAAACGCUGGAGAAAAGUCAAUAAUAAUACUGCCUGGAAACAACCACAUGACAAUCUAUUUAAUGUCCAGAUCCAGCAAUGUAACCCAAUAAGCAAGCCCAGAGACUUAUAUAAUGAGCUUUUAAAUUAUUUGUGGAUAGAUUUGCUUCAAUAAAGUAGUAUUCUUUCUCAGUAAA
Scaptodrosophila lebanonensis is the source of this 650-nucleotide messenger RNA. RefSeq lists its product as uncharacterized. The record is from RefSeq and is a predicted model, not a curated record. The transcript is spliced from 4 exons. Bases 41 to 454 code for a protein of 137 amino acids. Lineage: Eukaryota; Metazoa; Arthropoda; Insecta; Diptera; Drosophilidae.